Molecule: messenger RNA, 2727 nt
Organism: Amblyraja radiata (thorny skate)
Lineage: Eukaryota; Metazoa; Chordata; Chondrichthyes; Rajiformes; Rajidae
Gene: ryk
Product: receptor like tyrosine kinase
Exons: 16
Coding region: 57-1880 (607 amino acids)
Biological process (GO): protein phosphorylation; cell surface receptor protein tyrosine kinase signaling pathway; positive regulation of kinase activity
Cellular component (GO): plasma membrane; signaling receptor complex
Molecular function (GO): ATP binding; protein kinase activity
Source: RefSeq, a predicted model, not a curated record
GGCGCGCGGCCGCGGCGGGGGACGUGCACGCGCACAGGCGCCACUCCCGCUGGCGGAUGGCGGUCGGUGGGUCGGCGCGGCUUCUACGGCGAGCGCUGGCGCUGAUGUGGAGUUGCUGCCUCGCCGCCGUCUAUCCCGCCGGCCCCGGCGUCAACGUCUACCUGAGCGUGGAGGAGAUGCGGAGGCUGAUCAGUCUUGAUGCGGAGUUGUAUUAUGUGCGGAAUGAUGUUGUUAGCCACUUCGCACUCCCUUUUAAAUUGCUUGUACCAGGGGAGACCAACAGUCUUCACUUUACUUGGCAUGCCAAGUCCAAGGUUGAAUACAAAUUGGGUUUUCAGGUGGAUGACCCAGCAGCCAUGGACAUGCCUCAAGCUAACAUUUCUGUACAAGGAGAGGUUCCACGCACUGUAUCAGUAUUUAGAGUGGAUCUUUUAUGCACGGGAAAUUUUGAUUCGGAGGUCACAAUGGAAAUACAGCUUAACCUAACUAUUAACUCUGCAAAGAACAUCACAGUUCUAAACUUCAAAAGGAGGAAAAUGUGCUACAAAAGACCUGAACAGGAAGAAAAAAAAACCAUUUACCCAGGCAGAAACAAUAGCAAAAGUGGAAGAGCUGCAUUUGAUGCAGUACACAUAGCUCCCACUACCUCCACCCGUGUAUUCUACAUCAGUGUUGGAGUUUGCUGCGCAGUAAUAUUCUUGGUGGCAAUAAUAUUAGCUGUUCUCCACCUGCACAGUAUGAAAAGAGUGGAAAUUGAUGAAAGCAUGAGUGAGAGUGGAAGCACCCAGGGCCUGUCGCAGCCCUCCACACAGACCACCCAGUAUUUGCGAGCAGAUACACCCAACAAUGCAACACCUGUCACUAGAAGUGAUUUGAAGGAACUUUCUGGGUGUAAUCCUGAAGAAGAAAGACAAAAUGGUAUCACCCAAGUUUCCAAAAAGUCAGGUUACCCUACACUUCGGAUAGAAAAGAAUGAUCUCAAAAGUGUCACAUUAGCAGAGGCAAAAGCUAAAGUGAAGGACAUAGCUAUCUCCAGAGAGAGGGUCACUCUCAAAGAAGUUCUUCAAGAAGGUACAUUUGGUCGUAUCUUUCUUGGGAUUUUAAUUGAUGAGAAAGAUCCAAGUAAAGAAAAAUAUGUAUUUACUAAAGCAGUAAAAGACCAUGCUUCAGAGGUACAAGUAACUAUGAUGUUGACAGAGAGCUGCAAACUGCGGGGACUCCAUCACAGAAACCUUCUGCCCAUCAAUCAUGUUUGCAUAGAGGAUGGUGAGAGGCCCAUGGUACUGCUCCCUUACAUGAACUGGGGUAAUCUAAAGCUCUUCCUUCGACAAUGCAAACUUGCCGAAGCCAACAAUCCACAGGCAAUAUCACAGCAAGACCUUGUUCAUAUGGCCAUUCAGAUUGCCUGUGGGAUGAGUUACUUGGCAAGGAGAGAGGUUAUCCAUAAAGACCUUGCAACAAGAAAUUGUGUCAUUGAUGAUGGCCUUCAGGUAAAGAUUGCAGACAAUGCUCUCUCCAGGGAUCUCUUCCCCAUGGACUAUCAUUGCUUAGGGGACAAUGAAAACAGACCUGUUCGAUGGAUGGCAUUGGAAAGCCUUGUCAACAAUGAGUUUUCAAGUGCUAGUGAUGUGUGGGCAUUUGGCGUUACACUGUGGGAAUUAAUGACUCUGGGACAGACACCAUAUGUUGAUAUUGAUCCUUUUGAGAUGGCUGUUUAUCUAAAGGAUGGAUACAGAAUAGCCCAGCCAAUCAACUGCCCAGAUGAAUUAUUUGCAGUGAUGGCCUGCUGCUGGGCCUUGGAUCGGGAGGAGAGGCCAAAAUUUCAGCAGCUGGUGCAGUGCCUCACUGAAUUUCACGCAGCCCUAGGUGCCUACGUCUGAAAUCUUCAACACUAAAUGCUGGUUCAAUAAUGGAAAUAAAGGAAAAUAGAGGAGACAUUUCUUAUUAAAGUGUGCCUUCAAAUGCUUUCAUCAUUUGUUUUGUAAACUAUCCAGAUAAUGCGAGUUCUCAUCUGUACUAGCAACAGCAGUGUGUUCACUUGAAUGAGAACGUGAUUGAAAUUCCUGGUGCAUCCACUUGUAAAGGAUUGUUAAGGGCAGAUAUCAGGGAAGCAUUACACUGCAUUCCUUGGCUUCUAUUGCCUUAUUUCUUUAGGAGGCAGGAUGUUGAAGACUGAAAAAUAUUUUGUUGAGUCUUUUGAAUGUCUACUUAUUUUUGGUACUACCAAAGUGUUGCUGAAGUUGUGAAUAAUUUGUCAAAUAUUUCACCGUUGCGGCGAAGCUGUUAUCUAUUCUCUAGAAUCCAGAUUCAUACCUGUGUCUGGUGAAGUCUGAAGCCUCCAUGCACCUCCAGUUAUGUUAAUUUUGUGCAGCAGUCUUGAGUUUUGAAUGGUUGAGGUACUUGCUUGCAAUGGGAAAUGAAGCUUCUGCCUUUGCCUCAAAACUAGGUACGUGGGGAGUUAUUUUGCAUUUUAGCACUUCCUGCCACAGUAAUUUAUCCUCUUAUGUUCAAACUAUUAUUGCAUGGAAACCUAACAACAUACCGUCAGCCUUUUUUUUUCGGUACAAGAUGGUUGGGAUCACGAGGUUCAAAACCUUGCUUUGUAAAUCCAAACUUUGUAUAUAUUUUUUAAAUUCAAUUGUUUACUAUUUCUAGUUGCCAACGAAUGUUCAUCUUUGUAUAAUGUACAAUGCAGAGGAUGUGAUUAAAAGAGAGAAAUCCUACAUA